AGUUAUUUCGGUUUGACCUACUUAUCGCAUUUUUUUCGUGUCAUAUUUCAAGAGACAAGUUGAAUAUGUUGUUAAAAGUCCAGAUUUUGCAACGGUCGUUGUAACUCGUCUACCUUUCGAUAGGCGGCGGGCCCAACUAAACUUAAUCACAGAAUGAUAACGCUAGUUGGCUUUCAACGCAUGGAUGUUGCGCGUAAUUUCGAUGGACCAGAUUUUUGUGGUUAUUGCUUUGUGUCCGUUAAUUUUGUAUUUAUGAAGGUGUUUAUUUAUCGUGCCUUAUUUUUGGCAGUUGCUUGGAAUAUCAGUGAGACUUUAAUAACGGGAUUAAGCGAAAUUGCGCACGUCAAAAGUGACGUGCCGCGUGAAUCCGGCGGCGAGAGGCGCAACGAUGGGCAAGUUCGAGAUACAGUCGAUGCCGGUCGCGCGACCGGAAAACAGCAGUGUGGUCUGCGCGCAUACUACCUGCAAGGGACUGUACCGUUUGAACGGUAGCCCGCCGGGAGCCGACGACGAGCCGGACGGCCUGAAGACGGUCGAGGAAGCGGCCGAAACGUCCGACGAGUUCGCCGACGACAUCGAGUUGCUGACCACGCAGGUGGCGGGCCACACUUUCGACGAAACCGUCGGCGUAGGCAUGCUCAAGCAGAACGGUACCGUGCUCAAGCCCCUUAUCAAAAAGGAGUGUUCGGAGAACGAGGUCAGCCUGUACGAGCAGCUCGAACGUUCCGCGGAUAGUUCGCUGGUCGAAAUGAGGCAGCUGGUGCCGAAAUUUCACGGCAUCAAAACGCUAACGAUCAAAAACAAGGACCUGGACUUUUUGGUGAUCGACGAUUUGACGAAGGACUUCAAGGAGCCGUGCGUGAUGGACGUGAAGAUCGGCAGACGCACUUGGGACCACAAAGCCAGUUACCAGAAAAUAGUCGACGAAGAGAAAAAGUACCACGACUGCAAACGGGACCUCGGCUUUUGCAUUCCCGGUUUUCAGGUGUACAAGCUGCGCAACAGUCAACUCGUCAAGCACGGCAAAGAGUUUGGCAAAACUUUGAACAAGGACACUGCCGAAGAUGCGAUUAAAACGUUUCUGAACGCGGACGGCAACGGUUUCUGUCGCAAACUUUUGGUGCAAUUUCUCGCCUGCCUGUGGCGUAUCCAGCACUGGGCGCGAAAACAGAGACGCCUGCGGCUGUACGCGUCCUCCAUUUUGUUUGUUUACGACGCGCGGCGUCUCAGGGAGUGCGUGGGCGACGACGUACCCGCCCAAAAUCCGCCCCCGAAACUAGUCAGAAAUCGGAGCUUGUACAGGCCGCUCAGUUUGGCGGUGCUGAACAAAGAUUGCGAGCGGAUACCGACCGGGUUUAGCGGACAGUUGACACCCGACGGGCCGAAUCUGAGGCCGCGGUCUACGAAAUUGGUCGGUUUGGACGUGGCCACGCCCUCUACGAUAAACAACAACAACACGUGGCACAAAUCCAUUCACACGCUGAAACGCACCCACUCGUUCCAAAACAAUUACGACAAAGACGUGCAGAACAAGAAGCAGACGUAUUCGAUGAUGUUGGACGAUUUGUGUUGCGAGCAUAAAUCGGAGGUGUGGGCGGUCGCUAAAAUGAUAGACUUCGCGCACGUCCACCCGGCGGACUGUUGCGACAUCGAUAAAAAUUACCUGGACGGGGUCGAGAGCUUGGUGGGAUUGUUCGAAGAGUUUCUCGCGGACAGCGAUUAAUUAGGUGUCGAAUAAAAAAUAACUUUGACCAGGGGGAGUUGUUUUUGGCCGUGCGCUCGAUGCGUUCCCAAAUAUUUAGCUCUUGUCGCGACGAUAAAGCGCAAUUCGCAUCGUAAAAUGCAGACUCCAAAUCGACAAUGGAUAUUCAGUAUUUGAAUGUCGUUUAAGCAUAAAUUUAAAGGAACAAUAAAGGUGGAUAAACGUAUUACCUGUCU
Molecule: messenger RNA, 1938 nt
Organism: Cylas formicarius (sweet potato weevil)
Lineage: Eukaryota; Metazoa; Arthropoda; Insecta; Coleoptera; Brentidae
Product: inositol polyphosphate multikinase-like
Exons: 5
Coding region: 389-1723 (444 amino acids)
Biological process (GO): inositol phosphate biosynthetic process
Cellular component (GO): nucleus; cytoplasm
Molecular function (GO): inositol tetrakisphosphate kinase activity; inositol-1,4,5-trisphosphate 3-kinase activity
Source: RefSeq, a predicted model, not a curated record